Fusarium tjaetaba is the source of this 474-nucleotide messenger RNA. Its product is annotated as sumo-conjugating enzyme ubc9. NCBI's taxonomy places the organism in Eukaryota, Fungi, Ascomycota, Sordariomycetes, Hypocreales, Nectriaceae. Gene Ontology annotation, cellular component: nucleus. The transcript is spliced from 4 exons. Gene Ontology annotation, biological process: protein sumoylation. The coding region runs from base 1 to 474 and encodes 157 amino acids. The record is from RefSeq and is a predicted model, not a curated record. Gene Ontology annotation, molecular function: SUMO conjugating enzyme activity.
AUGGCGCUUUGCCAGAACCGAUUACAAGAGGAGAGGAAGCAGUGGCGACGAGACCAUCCUUUUGGUUUCUAUGCCAAGCCACAGCGUACCAAAGAAGGUGUACUCGAUGUCAAAAAUUGGGAAUGCGGAAUCCCUGGCAAAGAUAACACAAUUUGGUCUGGCGGACUCUUCAAGCUGACCAUCGCUUUCCCUGAUGAGUACCCUACAAAGCCUCCCAAGUGCAAAUUUGUCCCCCCGCUGUUCCACCCCAAUGUGUACCCUUCAGGAACUGUCUGCCUGUCCAUCCUCAACGAAGAGGAGGCUUGGAAGCCUGCGAUCACCGUCAAACAAAUCCUUCUCGGUAUCCAGGACCUUCUCAACGACCCCAACCCCGAGUCACCUGCCCAAGCAGAGGCAUACAAUCUUUUCAAGAGAGAUCGUGCCGAGUACGAGAAGCGAGUUCGCCGUACGGUUCGUGAGAACCCCACACCUUGA